AUGCCAAUCAACCAGCCCUCAAACCAGAUCAAGCUGACCAACGUGUCCCUGGUGCGCCUGAAGAAAGCAAAGAAGCGCUUCGAAAUCGCAUGCUACAAGAACAAAGUCCUCGAAUGGCGCUCCGGGAUCGAGACCGACCUCGACAAUGUCCUGCAAAUCAAUUCCGUUUUCCUCAACGUCUCCAAAGGACAGACCGCGCCCUCAGCCGACCUGGCGAAAGCGUUCGGGCCGAAGACUCCCGUAAACGAUAUCAUCCUGGAGAUCCUAAAUAAGGGAGAGAUGCAGGUGGGAGAGAAGGAACGGCAUGCGCAGUUAGAGAGGGUACAUGACGAGGUGGUGGGAAUUGUGGCGAGCAAGCUGGUGGAUCCCAAGACGAAGCGCGUGUAUACCACGGGCAUGAUCGAUAAGGCGCUGGAUAUGCUGAGUUCGCAAGGAUCGCAAGCCCAGAACGCCGGCAGUGGAACUGGGACGCCGGCGACGGGAGAGGAUGGGGAGGCAAAGCCGAAGAUCAAGGAGCAUGUCUGGACGGGUGUUGUGGCUACGAAGAGCGCGAAGAGUCAGGCCUUGGAGGCUAUGAAGGCUCUGAUCGCACAUCAGCCCAUACCCGUGGCCAGAGCGAGGAUGAGACUUCGCAUCACUUGCCCGACCAGUAUCCUCAAGCAAGCUGCAAAGGCCGCUGUGCCAAAGCCUGGCGAUGCCGAGGAAGGAGAAGAGAAGACGAAGGGCACCGUGAAGGACCGAAUCUUAAGCUACAUUGAGCAAGUGGAGACGCAAGAUGUUGUUGGUUCUGAAUGGGAGGUUACAGGGUUCGUGGAACCAGGUGCUUUCAAAGGCUUGGGAGAUUUUAUUGGAGGGGAGACAAAAGGUCAAGGCCGAGUAGAGGUUCUGGACAUGGCUGUCACACAUGAGGAUUGA
This is a messenger RNA of Drepanopeziza brunnea f. sp. 'multigermtubi' MB_m1, 915 nucleotides long. RefSeq lists its product as uncharacterized. NCBI's taxonomy places the organism in Eukaryota, Fungi, Ascomycota, Leotiomycetes, Helotiales, Drepanopezizaceae. The record is from RefSeq and is a predicted model, not a curated record. Gene Ontology annotation, biological process: ribosome biogenesis; cytosolic ribosome assembly.